AAGUGCAUUCUCUCAUUCCAAGGCUUCUUGACUAAUCAAUCAUUUUUAUUUCUCCUUCUUCUUUUUCAUAAAUAUUCUUGGUUCAUAUUAAAGUUGUAAUAUAAUGGGGUUCUCAGCUCGUUUUCUUGGAGUUGUUCUCUUAAUUGUUUUUAUCAGUGGCAUGGUUUCUGCUGACAUGUUUGGCAGGCGGUUGCUUGGUGCAGGUGGCUCAGGCGGUGGUGGCGGCGGUUUAUUUGGCGGAGGAAUUGGUGCCGGUGGAAGUAGUCCCUAUUUAGGAAGUGCUGGUACCGGAACGGGUGGAGGAUUGCAUGGUGGUAGUGGUAGUGGUUCUGGUGGUGGAAGUAAUGACCAUUUAGGAAGGCGGUUGCUCGGCGGUGCAGGCGGUGGGGGCGGCGGUUUAGGGGGUUUGGGUACUGGUAUUGGUGGAAGUAAUGAGCAUAUAGGAAGUGGUGGUACUGGAUUAGGUGGAGGAUUGGUUGAAGGUAGUGGCAGUGGUUCAGGUGAGGGACACUAAUUUACGUUGCUGUUCUCAGUUCGUGGGAAUUACUUUCAACACUAACCAGUUCAGCUGGGUUAGUGGACUUUUGUGUUCGAACCUCGAAAUUUAUGUGAAUUUCCUUAACAAGGUUGUUGCUUCUCUAGUAUUAAGUGAAGUUUGUAUUUGGAUAUGGUGUGAAAUGUGGAUUGUGUUGGGCGUUUUUCUUUUGGCUUGGGUCGUUGGAUUUUGAUUUAUCAAAUUAAUAAAAGAAGAGCUUCUUGAUCAGCUUCAGUUUUAGACGUGUUGUAUCAUUUAUAUGUAUUUGUAUGUUUCAAUAACUUUAGUGGCAUUUGUAUGCGAAGCUCUUAAUGACAAGAAUGGAGUGUGAAUUAGUUACUUUUACUUGAUUUUUUAUUUUGGUUUACGCUUGAAAUUGUGGUUAAUAUAGCAAUUCAUUAAAGGUUAUUUUCAUUUGCC
Messenger RNA from Nicotiana attenuata, 955 nucleotides. RefSeq names its product glycine-rich cell wall structural protein-like. The transcript has a single exon. The record is from RefSeq and is a predicted model, not a curated record. Bases 104 to 514 code for a protein of 136 amino acids. Lineage: Eukaryota; Viridiplantae; Streptophyta; Magnoliopsida; Solanales; Solanaceae.